UCAAAGAAAAAUCAAAAGAAGUUGAAGAGAAGAAGAAGAAAAAAAAAAAAAAAUUCAAAAGAGGAGAAAAGAGAGAGCUGAAACACUUGAAGAAAAAAAAGCUUUCUUUCUUUCUCUUCUUUUCUUUUCUCUUCCAUUUUCUUUUUCCUCCAAACAAACAUCCAUUAAUAAAAUCUCCAAAAAUAAAAAAUAAAAAAAAACAUAUAAAUAUAUAAACCAAAUCAAAACUCCAUGGCUCCUGGCAAGUUAAAAAGAGCCAUUGGUGCUGUAAAAGAUCAAACAAGCAUUUCCAUUGCCAAAGUCGGAAACAGUGCUUCAUUAGCAGACCUAGAUGUUGCCAUUGUUAAAGCAACGAGACACGAAGAAUAUCCGGCGGAAGAGAAACAUAUCAGAGAGAUAUUGAGCUUGACAUGCUAUUCUCGAGCCUACAUAAGCGCCUGCGUAAACACCUUAUCUAGGAGGCUGAACAAGACCAAGAACUGGACCGUGGCUUUGAAAACCCUAAUGCUGAUCCAGAGGCUGUUGGCCGAGGGAGAUCCGGCUUACGAGCAAGAGAUCUUCUUCUCGACAAGAAGGGGAACGAGGUUCCUCAACAUGUCUGAUUUCCGCGACGCCUCCAACUCCAACUCGUGGGAUUACUCGGCGUUCGUGAGGACUUACGCAUUGUACCUGGAUGAAAGGCUUGAGUUCAGGAUGCAGAGCAGGAGAGGCAAGCGAAGCGCCUUCGGAUUCGAUGACGACGAUGACCCAGACGCUUAUUACAACAAUAACAAUAGAGACAAAGACAGAGAAAGAGACAGAGACAGAGAUAAUAAUAACAACAACCAGCAGAUAUGUGUGAGAGCCACACCGGUUCGUGAGAUGAAGACCGAGCAAGUGUUUUCCAGGAUUCAGCACCUGCAACAGCUCCUCGAGAGGUUUUUGGCUUGUCGCCCUACAGGUGCAGCAAAGACAAACAGGGUUGUUGCAGUGGCUCUUUAUCCCACAGUGAAAGAGAGUUUCCAGAUAUAUUAUGACAUCACAGAAGCGAUGGGCAUUUUGAUCGACCGCUUCACAGAGCUUGAGGUGUCUGAAUGUGUCAGGGUCUACGAAAUCUUCUGCCGUGUCGGAAAGCAAUUCGACGAGCUAGACAUGUUCUAUAGCUGGACCAAAACCAUUGCCAUUGCUCGCUCCUCCGAAUACCCAGAAGUCGAAAAGAUCACCACCAAGAAACUCGAGGUCAUGGACGAGUUCAUUAGAGACAAGUCGGCUUUAGCGCAAAGUGCAAGAGCAACAUCCGAAGAGAAACCCGAAGAGCCUGUGAAAGAAGAAGAACCAGAAGAGGAUAUGAACGCCAUUAAAGCUUUACCAGCACCGGAGGAUGUGGUCGAACCCGAAGCCGAAGAAGUUAAGGAAGAAGAAGAGCCUCCAAAAGUGGAGGAGGAGCUCAUUAAGGUACCACAACUAACAGAGGGUGAUCUUUUGAACUUGGGAGACGAUGCUCCAACAAGUGAAGAGCAUGCUGAUAAGUUGGCUUUGGCUUUGUUUGAUGAUGGUUCAUCAGCAACUGCUAGUUCUGGUACUACUACUGGACCUGGUUGGCAAGCGUUUUCAGAAGAAACCGCCGAUUGGGAAACAGCCUUGGUUCAAUCUGCGAGCGGAUUGCAGCACCAGAAGGCAGCACUUGGCGGUGGUUUUGAUAUGUUGUUGUUGAAUGGAAUGUAUCAGCAUUCAACGAACACAUCAGCAAUGCAAGCUCCUGGAUAUGGAAACAGUGGAAGUGCCAGCAGCGUCGCUCUCGGAUCAGCUGGACGACCCGCAAUGUUGGCGUUGCCAGCACCGCCGACGUCCAACAAUCCGGGAGCUAGUACGGUGCAAACAGACCCGUUCGCCGCCUCAAUGGCUGUCGCACCACCACCUUAUGUGCAAAUGUCAGACAUGGAGAAGAAGCAGAAGCUGUUGUUGGAGGAACAAAUGAUGUGGCAACAAUAUGCAAGGGAUGGAAUGCAAGGACAAAUGGGAUUUUCAAAAUUACAACAAAACAACUACAAUAACUACAACACAGGAGGUUAUACACGCACUUACUGAAAAAAAAUUAAGAAAAAGCUGAGAUAUGAAGGAGAAAAAAAACAAAUCUGAUAUUUCUUAACCUUGCAUUUUAGAGUAAUUUAAUUCCCUUACAUUUAAUUUGGUUCC
Molecule: messenger RNA, 2175 nt
Organism: Ziziphus jujuba (common jujube)
Lineage: Eukaryota; Viridiplantae; Streptophyta; Magnoliopsida; Rosales; Rhamnaceae
Product: putative clathrin assembly protein At1g03050
Exons: 2
Coding region: 232-2067 (611 amino acids)
Biological process (GO): clathrin coat assembly; vesicle budding from membrane; clathrin-dependent endocytosis
Cellular component (GO): clathrin-coated vesicle; clathrin-coated pit
Molecular function (GO): SNARE binding; clathrin heavy chain binding; phosphatidylinositol-4,5-bisphosphate binding
Source: RefSeq, a predicted model, not a curated record